GCGCUGAGCGCGGCGCGCCCCCCCUUCCUGGUACGCAGGCGCGGCCCCGCCCCCGCGGUGCUCUCGCGAGGCCGGGCGGUUCCUGCGUGCCGUGCGGUGCUGCUCAUGGCGGCGCUGGAGCGGGGGCGCUGAGCUGUUGGGUAUGAAGUGGAACAGAACAGAAUUUACCACCUGAAACUGCUGCUUCAAGUUCAGAUCAGGAAAAGAAUAUACCACAUCGUAACAACAACUCAAGACCAAAGAAGAGGAAACAUACACUGAAGAUACAAGGCUUGAUCUGAAACAAGAAGUUUGUGCCUACUCAACAGCUUCAAAAGAGCACGUCCCGACGCUGCUAAUAGUCUUUGUUUUCUCCAGUGCUGUAUUGCAACUGCCCAGGGCAGCAGCGCUUGUGUUCUCUAUUAGCUUGAUAGAUCACGUUCUCUUGCUAUCUUUUUUCUUCCUCUCUUCUUUCUCUCCUUUUUUUUUUAAUAAUAGCAGUCUUCAUCCUUAGAAACUUGUACUGAAACAGAAGAAUCGGCGAAUACUACUGAAAGUGCAAUAUUUGAAUAUCACUGCGAGAUGAGCUUUGAUCCAAACCUGCUCCACAACAAUGGACACAACGGGUACCCCAAUGGUACUUCGGCAGCGCUGCGUGAGACUGGGGUUAUAGAAAAACUGCUGACCUCCUAUGGAUUCAUUCAGUGUUCGGAACGGCAAGCUAGACUGUUCUUCCACUGUUCACAGUACAAUGGCAACCUACAGGAGCUCAAAGUAGGAGACGAUGUUGAGUUUGAAGUAUCUUCUGAUCGCCGAACUGGAAAACCCAUUGCUAUUAAAUUGGUGAAGAUAAAACCAGAAAUAUUACCUGAAGAACGAAUAAAUGGACAAGUUGUGUGCGCUGUUCCUCACAAUUUAGAGAGUAAAUCUCCAGCUGCCCCGGGUCAGAGUCCAACAGGGAGUGUAUGCUACGAACGUAAUGGGGAAGUAUUUUACCUGACUUACACCCCGGAGGAUGUUGAAGGAAAUGUACAGCUGGAAACAGGAGAUAAAAUAAACUUUGUAAUUGAUACAAAUAAACAUACUGGUGCUGUAAGUGCUCGUAACAUUAUGCUAUUAAAAAAGAAACAAGCCCGCUGUCAAGGAGUUGUCUGUGCCAUGAAAGAAGCCUUCGGAUUUAUUGAAAGAGGUGAUGUCGUGAAGGAGAUAUUCUUUCACUAUAGUGAAUUUAAAGGUGACCUAGAAGCCUUACAGCCUGGUGAUGAUGUGGAGUUUACAAUCAAAGACAGAAACGGUAAAGAAGUUGCGACAGACGUUAGACUGCUGCCUCAAGGAACUGUCAUUUUUGAAGAUAUCAGCAUUGAACAUUUUGAAGGAACUGUAACCAAAGUAAUUCCAAAAGUACCCAGCAAAAACCAGAGUGACCCAUUACCUGGCCGCGUCAAAGUUGACUUUGUGAUUCCUAAAGAACUUCCAUUUGGAGACAAAGAUACAAAAUCCAAGGUGACGUUGCUGGAAAGCGACCACGUUCGAUUCAAUAUUUCGACAGACAGGCGUGACAAACUGGAACGAGCCACCAAUAUUGAGGUUCUCCCCAAUACCUUCCAGUUUACUAAUGAAACUAGGGAAAUGGGUGUGAUUGCAGCGAUGAGAGAUGGCUUUGGCUUCAUUAAAUGUGUGGACCGGGAUGCUCGCAUGUUCUUUCACUUCAGUGAAAUUAUGGAUGGAAAUCAACUCCACAUUUCUGACGAAGUAGAGUUUACUGUCGUUCCUGAUAUGUUGUCUGCCCAAAGAAAUCAUGCUAUAAGGAUUAAAAAGCUUCCAAAGGGCACGGUUUCUUUCCACACCCAAUCGGAUCACCGCUUUGUGGGCACUAUAGACAAAGAAGCCACUCCAGCCAAGGCCACUAGCCCAAAUAAAGGCAAAGAGAAGGAAGCUGAGGAUGGAAUAAUUGUUUAUGAUGACUGUGGAGUAAAACUGACCAUUCCUUACCAGGCCAAGGAUGUGGAAGGAUCGACUAAUCCCCAGAUAGGAGAUAAGGUUGAGUUCAGUGUGUGUGAAGUGAAGAGAACUGGUCUGCAAACAGCUGUUUCCGUCAGGAUGCUCGGACGCAAUUACAGCUCUAAGAGGCUUUUGGGAUAUGUGGCAGCCCUGAAAGAUAACUUUGGAUUUAUUGAAACAGCCAAUCAUGAUAAAGAGAUCUUUUUCCACUACAGUGAAUACUGUGGUGAUAUUGAUAGCCUGGAACUUGGAGACACUGUUGAGUACAGCUUGUCAAAAGGCAAAGGAAACAAAGUUAGUGCAGAAAAGGUGAACAAAACACAUGCAGUGAAUGGUAUCACCGAAGAAGCUGAUCCAACUGUUUACUCUGGUAAAGUAAUUCGUCCUUUGAGAAGUGUAGAUCCCACACAAACUGAAUACCAGGGCAUGAUUGAAGUCAUGGAGGAUGGUGAGAUGAAAGGAGAGGUCUAUCCGUUUGGAAUUGUUGGAAUGGCAAACAAAGGUGACUGUCUGCAAAAGGGAGAGACGGUGAAGUUUCAGCUCUGUGUUCUUGGUCAGAAUGGGCAGACAAUGGCUGUUAACAUCACACCGUUCCGCAGAGCCACAGUGGAGUGCGUGAAAGAUCAGUUUGGUUUCAUUAACUACGAAGUGGGUGACAGCAAAAAGCUCUUCUUCCACGUCAAAGAAGUUCAGGAUGGUGUGGAGCUGCAGGCUGGGGAUGAAGUGGAGUUUUCGGUAAUCCUGAACCAGCGCACAGGAAAAUGCAGUGCCUGUAACGUGUGGCGUGUCUGUGAAGGCGCUAAAGCUGUUGCUGCUCCGCGUCCUGAUAGACUUGUUAAUCGUUUAAAGAGCAUUAAUCUGGACGAUGCCAACGCUCCUCGUCUAACAGUUCUUCGUCAGCCUCGGGGACCGGAUAACUCCAAGGGGUUUGGUGCGGAGAGGAAGAUCCGUCAAGCUGGUGUUAUAGACUGACCCAGAGAACCAUGCCUGGUGUACGACUGUGUGGCGGGCUGGUGAAGGGUACUGAAUAUCUCCCUGUUCAUCCCUUCCUCCAAAUUCUCAGAAGCUAUUACACCGGUUUUAACACCUUCUCAUGUUAUGUUUAAAAUAAAUUUAUGAAACCAUUUUAAAAAUUA
Messenger RNA from Cuculus canorus (common cuckoo), 3116 nucleotides. RefSeq names its product cold shock domain containing E1 (gene CSDE1). Gene Ontology annotation, molecular function: nucleic acid binding. The coding region runs from base 562 to 2952 and encodes 796 amino acids. NCBI's taxonomy places the organism in Eukaryota, Metazoa, Chordata, Aves, Cuculiformes, Cuculidae. The record is from RefSeq and is a predicted model, not a curated record. The transcript has 20 exons.